Molecule: messenger RNA, 4912 nt
Organism: Rhododendron vialii
Lineage: Eukaryota; Viridiplantae; Streptophyta; Magnoliopsida; Ericales; Ericaceae
Product: cleavage and polyadenylation specificity factor subunit 1
Exons: 26
Coding region: 161-4513 (1450 amino acids)
Cellular component (GO): nucleus
Molecular function (GO): nucleic acid binding; protein binding
Source: RefSeq, a predicted model, not a curated record
UCGUCUACUCGAAUCAACAGAAGAUUCAUCCCGCCAGAACACUAUGGAGGUAAACAGCGUUCUGCACUCCCCAAAACCCUAGUCCUCUCUCUCACCACUUGCAACUCUCUCUCCUCCCUCUACACAGCUCCAGACGCCGCAUUAGCACAGCACCAAGAAGAUGAGCUACGCAGCGUUCAAGAUGAUGCACUUGCCGACCGGCAUCGAGAACUGCGCGUCGGGAUUCAUCACGCAUUGCAGCGCCGACUCCGCCGCGCGGAUGCCGACGAUUCAGACCGACGAUCUCGACGCCGACUGGCCUCCGGAGAACGCCGCCGGCCCCGUUCCCAACCUCGUCGUUACCGCCGGCAACGUUUUGGAAAUUUACGUCGUUAGGGUUCAAGAAGAGGGCGGCAGGGAAGCCAGAGGCGCGGCGGAAGCCAAGCGCGGUGGCGUAAUGGCGGGGAUAUCUGGGGCUUCGCUCGAGCUCGUUUGCCAUUAUAGGUUGCAUGGUAAUGUUGAAACAAUGGCAAUAUUAUCUGCAGCAGGUGGUGAGGGUGGUAGGAAAAGAGAUUCAAUCAUCUUAGCGUUUCAGGAUGCAAAAAUGUCGGUUCUAGAGUUUGAUGACUCAAUUCAUGGACUUCGGACAAGCUCUAUGCAUUGUUUUGAGGGUCCAGAUUGGCUUCAUCUGAAAAGAGGAAGAGAAUCUUUCACAAGAGGCCCAUUGGUGAAGCCUGAUCCUCAGGGAAGGUGUGCUGGGGUUCUUGUUUACGGUCUACAAAUGAUUAUACUUAAGGCAGCUGAGGCUGGUUCUGGUUUGGUUUCUGAAGAGAAUGCCUUGACUACCGGAGGUGCAGUCCCUGCUCGUGUUGAGUCGUCAUAUGUAGUCAGUUUACGAUGUCUGGACAUGAAGCAUGUAAAGGAUUUUAUAUUUCUACAUGGAUACAUUGAACCUGUAAUGGUCAUCCUUCAUGAGAGGGAGCUCACAUGGGCUGGCCGUGUCUCGUGGAAGCAUCAUACCUGCAUGAUUUCUGCUCUAAGUAUUAGCACAACUUUGAGGCAGCAUCCACUUAUAUGGUCAGCCGCUAAUCUCCCUUAUGAUGCGUACAAGCUUCUUGCUGUGCCAUCUCCAAUUGGUGGAGUUCUCGUGCUUAGUGCAAAUACUGUUCAUUAUCACAGUCAGUCUGCAUCAUGCAUGUUGGCUUUGAACAACUUCGCUGUUUCCGUUGGUAGCAGCCAAGAGAUGCCAAGAUCAAGUUUCAGUGUAGAGCUUGACGCUGCCAAUGCAACUUGGUUAUUAAACGACGUGGCCAUGCUGUCAACUAAAACUGGGGAACUACUUCUGCUGACUCUUGUGUAUGAUGGGCGCGUUGUGCAGAGACUUGAUCUUUCAAAGUCUAGAGCUUCAGUGCUUACUUCGGGAAUGGCGACACUUGGAAACUCAUUGUUUUUUUUGGGUAGUCGGCUUGGAGAUAGUUUGCUUGUGCAGUUUUCUUGUGGCAUUGGAGCAUCAGCAUUGCCUCAUGGCAUGAAGGAAGAGGUUACGGAUAUUGAAGGAGAAAUCCCGUCAGCAAAGAGGUUACGGAGAUCACCUUCUGAUGCGUUACUGGAAAUGGUUAAUGGGGAGGAGCUUUCCUUAUAUGGUUCAGGUCCAAGUAAUGCACAGUCAGCACAGAAGACAUUUUCAUUUGCAGUGAGAGAUUCACUGAUCAAUGUUGGCCCUUUGAAAGAUUUCUCGAAUGGUUUACGGAUUAAUGCUGAUCUCAGUGCAACGGGGAUUGCUAAGCAAAGCAAUUAUGAGCUGGUUUGCUGUUCUGGUCACGGUAAGAAUGGUACUCUCUGUGUGCUUCAGCAGUCAAUUCGGCCAGAAACGAUUACUCAGGAACAAUUACCUGGUUGUAAAGGACUCUGGACUGUUUACCACAAGAACACACGCAGUCAUAGUGUUGACUCUGCAAAGAUGGGUUUGGAGGAUGAUGAAUACCAUGCAUAUUUGAUUAUUAGUUUGGAGACUCGUACUAUGGUAUUAGAGGCAGCUAGUAACCUAGAGGAAGUUACCGAAACCGUAGGCUACUAUGUGCAGGGAAGUACAAUUGCUGCAGGAAAUCUCUUUGGAAGGCGGCGAGUUGUCCAAGUCUUUGCUCGUGGUGCUAGAAUUCUUGAUGGUGCUUUUAUGACUCAAGAUUUAAGCUUUCGAGCUCCAAACUCUGAAGCUGGUGCUGGGUCUGAAACCUUGACAGUAUCAUCUGUUGCUAUAGCUGAUCCAUACGUGUUACUGAAGAUGACUGAUGGAAGCAUUCAGCUUCUUGUUGGAGACCCUUCUACUUGCAUGGUUUCUUCCAGUGUGCCUACUGUACUUGAAAGCUCAAAGAAGACAAUAUCUGCUUGUACACUGUAUCGUGAUAAAGGACCGGAGCCCUGGCUCCGGAAGACAAGUACUGAUGCAUGGCUUUCCACUGGCAUAGAGGAGGCAAUUGAUGGGACCGAUGGUACAUCUCAUGAUCAGGGUGAUAUAUACUGCGUUGUUUGCUACGAAAGUGGUACUCUUGAAAUCUUUGAUGUUCCUAACUUCAGUUGUGUAUUCUCCGUGGAUGCAUUUGUGUCUGGAAAGACCUAUCUUCUAGACACCUUUAUCCAGGACCCGUCUGGCGAUCCUCAGAAACUUUUAAUUAAUGAUUCUGAAGAAUUGCCAGGCCAAGGCAGGAAAGAAAACACCCAUAACUUAAAGGUUGUUGAGUUGACCAUGCAAAGAUGGUCGGGACAGCAUAGUCGCCCUUAUCUUUUCGGAAUAUUGACGGAUGGAACUAUUCUUUGUUACCAUGCUUACCUCUUUGAAGCUUCAGAAAUUGCUUCUAAAAAUGAGGAAGUUGUUUCCGUUCAGAAUUCUGUCAACCUUAGCAGUGCAAGUACUUCUAGGCUUAGAAAUCUGAGAUUUGUUCGUGUUCCCUUGGAUUCAUACGCAAGAGAGGAAACAUUAUCUGGAACUCCAUGCCAACGAAUAACCAUCUUCAAAAAUGUUGGUGGUUACCAAGGUUUAUUCCUUUCUGGUUCAAGGCCAGCUUGGUUCAUGAUAUUCCGGGAACGGCUUCGGGUUCAUCCACAGCUCUGUGAUGGACCUAUUGUUGCCUUUGCUGUCCUUCACAAUGUGAACUGCAACCAUGGUCUUAUAUAUGUUACCUCACAGGGUAUUCUAAAGAUUUGCCAGCUGCCAUCAGUAUCAUGCUAUGACAACUAUUGGCCUGUACAAAAAAUUCCAUUGAAGUGUACUCCACAUCAAGUCACCUACUUUGCUGAGAAGAAUCUUUACCCACUUAUAGUUUCAGUGCCAGUUCUUAAGCCCUUGAAUCAAGUCCUGUCAUCUCUGAUUGAUCAAGAAGCAGGUCAACAGAUUGAGCAUGAUAGCUUGAGUUUUGAUGGCAGUUACAGUGUAGAUGAAUUUGAGGUCCGGAUUAUGGAACCAGAAAAGUCUGGUGGCCCUUGGCAGACUAGGGCUACAAUUCCAAUGCAAACUUCUGAAAAUGCUCUGACUCUGCGAGUGGUUACACUACUUAAUACAACAACGAAAGAGAACGUAACUCUUUUGGCAAUUGGAACUGCUUAUGUGCAAGGAGAGGAUGUCGCUGCAAGAGGGCGUGUGCUCUUGUUUUCUGUUGACAGAGAUCCAGAUAAUUCAGAGACUGUGGUUUCAGAGGUUUACUCAAAGGAGUCUAAGGGUGCUAUAUCUGCUCUAGCUUCACUUCAAGGUCAUUUGUUGAUUGCUUCUGGUCCUAAGAUUACCAUAAACAAGUGGACAGGGUCCGAGCUGACUGGUGUUGCCUUUUUCGAUGUUCCUGCUCUUUAUGUAGUGAGCAUAAACAUUGUUAAAAAUUUUAUCCUACUUGGUGACAUUCAUAAGAGCAUAUACUUUUUUAGUUGGAAGGAACCUCAACUAAGCUUGUUGGCCAAGGAUUUUGGCUCACUUGAUUGCUUCGCAACUGAGUUUCUAAUUGAUGGUAGUACACUCAGUCUUAUGGUUUCAGAUGAGCAAAAAAAUGUUCAGAUAUUCUAUUACGCACCGAAGAUGUCAGAGAGUUGGAAAGGACAGAAGCUUCUUUCAAGGGCUGAGUUUCAUGUUGGUGCCCAUGUGACCAAGUUCUUGCGGUUACAGAUGCUCCCUACUUCAUCCGAUCGAGCUACUUCUGGCUCUGAUAAAACCAAUCGAUUUGCUCUAGUAUUUGGAACCCUCGAUGGCAGCAUUGGUUGUAUUGCACCUCUAGAUGAACUUACAUUUCGGAGACUUCAGUCACUGCAGAAAAAGCUUAUUGAUGUUGUUCCCCAUGUUGCUGGACUAAACCCAAGGUCUUUCCGCCAGUUCCAUUCAAAUGGAAAAGCCCAUCGGCCUGGGCCUGACAGCAUAGUCGACUUUGAGUUGCUUUGCGACUUUGAGAUGAUCCCAUUGGAGGAACAGCUAGAGAUUGCGCAACAGAUUGGAACGACUCGGUCGCAGAUUAUCUCCAAUUUGAAUGACCUCACUCUAGGCACAAGCUUCUUGUGAUUCAGAAUGCAGAAAAGGAGUGUGAAACAGCUACAAGUGACUACACAUGCCUUGGCGGGCCCUACGUCAUGGUAUAUACCCCAUCGUUUCCAGCCAUAGUUGUUAAAUUGGCUCUUUCUUUGGACUAGUUUGUGGAAUGGGAAGAUCAGUGCAAGGGCCUAAUUUGUUUAUGGCUUCCCUUUGUUGUUUUGGGAUGGUAGAGAGUCGGUAUCGGAGGGAUCGUCUAGCGAUGAGAGAAAAUCCACCAAUUUGUUGUAACGUUACCCGUUGUUAUUAGUUCUGUUGUAUUCCAUAACUAUCAGGUUGCCGAAGCCAUAAUGGUAGAAUACAGUAGCAGUAUAUAAGAAUGCAAACCCUUGUAGUCCUUUGUUUUUUUCAAUCAUCUUUAGGCCUCGGUUA